Molecule: messenger RNA, 2202 nt
Organism: Anopheles merus
Lineage: Eukaryota; Metazoa; Arthropoda; Insecta; Diptera; Culicidae
Product: spore wall protein 2-like
Exons: 4
Coding region: 313-2202 (629 amino acids)
Source: RefSeq, a predicted model, not a curated record
UGCUCGAUUGACGACACUUGGCACGUAACUGUCCGCCAGGGCAAAGGUGAUUCCGGGACUGAGUUCAACCUAUCUUUGGAUAGUUAUUUAUUGCUGCGCCCUAUUCUGACCGUUUGUUCCGUGAAGAAGGUAGUUAGAUUAUUGCUUCUUGCUGAACAAGCCGAGAACGAGCAUUCACCGAGUGGUUGACAUUUGGUCUAAACAGUUGCGUUAAAAUCAGUGCACGUACUCGGAACUCACUUUCAUCGUUACGGCUGUGACCGAGGUCUACCCGACCACACUGGACGGGGCGAGGACAAACACACCUUCGAAAUGGAAAUCUCUUGUAACGCUGGUCGUCGUUUCGUGAGCAGCACUUUGCUAAUUGUGCUACUCGUCGGCCAGCCGUGCAGUGGUACCUUCUUCUGGUUGCGUCCCGCACCCACCGACUCACCGAUAUCGGGCGAUCCACCGAACGGUUGGCGACCGCCAGCACUGGUACCGGGUGUCAUCCUGCCGCCCGGUGGUACCAUACCGCCCAGGAAACCGCAAGGGAACUCUCAGGACUUGCUCCGUCUACCGCAGAUACUAUGCAACUAUGCAGCGACCGGUCGUUGGCCGGCUUAUCCACCAUACCUGCAGGCGGCCAUCGUUGACCUUGGCCGGCACGUGUUUGCCCUGGACGACCAGGGAGUGCGCCAGUACUGUGCCAAUUACGUACGCCUCGUCUACGUCCGGCGGCCGUGCUGUGCCUACCCAGUUUAUCCAGUGUACAUUAUGCCUGGUGGAAGAACUACUACCGAAUCGUCGAUCGAUACGGAUGUCGUAACGGGUAUCACCAGUGUGCCGGAUCAGGGAGAUGAUAUGCCGGAACCAGGAAGCGAUGACGGAAAUGGCGGUGAAGGAGAGGAUGACGGUGAAAAGGGGGAUGAAGAUGACGAUGAAGUUAACGAUGAAGAAGAUGGAGAGGAAGGGGAAGAUGAUGAGGAGGAGGGAGAGGGAAAUGAUGGCGAUGGGGCAGGUGAAGGGGAGGAAGAGGGUGAUGAAGAGGGGGGUGAAGAGGACGGAGAAGAGGGUGGUGAUGAUGGAGGAGGUGGUGAAGAAGAAGGUGAAGGAGGAGACGAAGAGGAAGGUGAAGAAGAUGAUGCGGGAAGUGAAGACGGUGAGGAAGACGGCGAAGAAGGUGAUAGUGGCGAGGAAGGUGAAGAAGGGGGAGAUGAGGGAGAUGAUGAGGAAGGUGGUGAGGAGGGUAAUGAGGACGGUGGUGAAGAGGGUGAAGAAGAGGGUGGCGAGGAAGAUGAUGAGGGGGAUGGUGAAGAAGGUGGUGAGGGGGAUGGUGAAGAAGGUGGCGAGGAGGGCGGAGAAGAAGGUGGUGAGGAGGGUGGAGAUGAAGGAGGUGAGGAAGGCGGAGAAGGAGAUGGUGAGGAAGGCGGUGAAGGAGAUGGUGAGGAAGAAGGUGGUGAGGAGGAUGAUCAAGGAGAUGGUGAAGAGGGCGGUGAAGCAGGUGCUGAGGAAGAAGGUGGUGAGGAGGGUGAGAAAGGAGAAGGUGAAGAGGGCGGUGAAGAAGGUGGUGAGGAGGGUGGCGAGGGAGGUGAUGAGGAAGAAGGUGGUGAGCAGGGCGGUGAAGGAGACGGCGUAGAGGGUGGUGAAGAAGGUGGCGAGGAGGGUGAUGAGGGGGGUGGUGAAGGAGGCGGUGAAGAAGGUGGUGAAGAAGGAGGUGAAGAAGGCGGUGAGGAAGGUGGUGAAGCAGCAGGUGAAGAAGGUGGUGAGGAGCCUGGUGAGGAGGCUGGUGAGGAGGCUGGUGAGGAGCCUGGUGAGGAAGGUGGUGAGGAGGGUGGUGAGGAAGGUGGAGAAGAAGGUGGAGAAGAAGGAGGUGAAGCGGGAGAAGAAGCAGGAGCAGAAGAAGCGGCACCUGCAGAAAUAGUACAAUCUUCAAGACUUAUUUCGGACAAAACGGAGCGGUAUCGUCCAGCGAACGAGCUCACAACGCCGAAAUCAAUUCGCACUCGUACAGGCAAAAAACCAAAAAAGAGUCAGAAAAAGAAAUCGCAAACUAUCUCACCUACCAUACACUUUAUCCCGCUGCGUUCCACACCGUCAAUGGACAACAUUUCUAAUCGACUCAAUUUAGAGAUUAAAGCAAUAAAUUCUACACGCAAUAACUUUACUGCUUUACUGCACGGAUCCUCAGACUACCCCGAGGGAACUCCUCUUGCUGAGUGA